AUGGCAACAACACAGGAUGUCAGUGCUGGCACAACCGAGAGUGACAUUGCUACCAGCGUUCAGCAAAUCGGCCCGUACGUCGAAGAUGGAGUGUGUGGUCCUCGAGCAGAUUCCCUGAUCAGUCCUGAGAACAGCUACGAGGUCCGGGGCCAUGACCCCUUAGUUGAGAAUCAACGGUCAACGUCUGAAGCAAUUGCGCAACCUUCACGCAGUGACGUUUCUAGUUCUCCAGACAUUCGCUACCGAGUGGAGUAUCGCCAGAUGAAAGACUACAUGUUGUUGGCGACGAAAGAUGCACGACAAAGCAAGGAGAAACUUGGCAUACAUGAGGGCCCAGUCUUCGACGUAGUGGAGCUGUAUUACACUUUGGAAACAAGAGACACCAGAAAAAACGAGGAAGAGCGGCAGGAACCCAAGCCAGCCUGGCAGAACGACACUUCAGCUCCACCGCCCUCUGUUCACUUUCGAGGAAACUCCCACAUCCGCAUAUACUCCCGUGCAAUCAUUAAUGCCCUACAAUCUGUAGUCAACUACUAUCCUGGUCUGGACCUUGUUGAACAACCGCUCGAUAUCGAUUGGCCCUAUGCUAUCGUUGUUCAUCACUGGGAGAAACUGCGAGAGUUCCGCGAGUCGUUCAAGGAACCAGAUCUUACCGCGGAGUAUUCGGCGUGCUCUGUGCCACACACAUACAAGCAUCUUGGACUUCUUCUCGAUUUUGUCGACCAAGAAGUGGGCGAAAAGGUUCGUCAAGAGCGUGAGCGGUGGAAGCAGUCGCCACCAAAGGCAUCGUUUGAGAUGCUGUGGUUAUUGUUGAAGCCUGGUAUCAAUGUGUACGAGCAGUACAACCCGCAGUGGGAAGACGGAUCGAAAGAACCGUGGAUCUUGGAAAACGUUGACUUCGAUCUUAUGAAUCAGUCUUGGGAUUAUUAUAAAGUCAAUCUGUGGUAUCUAGGGAAUAACGCAACCUCCAUUCGGGCUUUUUCGUAUGACACCAAAAUCACGCGGUUCCAUGGAGAGAAGCCAAUCGAUCAGUUGAGCCUGUUUCCAUGCGAGUUCUUCCGAGAUCACGAUACCUAUUGGACAGAGUUGGUUGCCCGCGGGAAACUCAUGGUUUCGCUGCAGCAGAAGAAGUGCAUGUAUUUUGAAGGAGAGAGCUGCGACAACCCGCGGCAAUCGUUUCGAGGUUACGUUAUGGUCGACCCUGUCCAAGCAGCUGAAGACGAAAAGGAGGACCACAAGCCGGAGCUCAUGGUUGACCAAAAAGCUUCCCAGUUGCCAUUGUGCUCAUGCAAACGUUGUUCUGCUAUCAAAUGCGAAAGGCAAGAGCCAGCCAAAUUCAAGGGUUGGAAAAGUAUUGCCUUCAAAGACAAGGAAAGUAUGACCGAUCAUCAGUACUUCAUAAGUGCAAACAACGUCAUGGCUUUCGUGCUGUCAGUGCGGGAAUGGAAGCUACUCUUCGUUAAAGGCUUCAAAGAACCCAACUGGAACCCGAAACUGAUGGACAGUCUUUUUCUGAAAGACGAGACCAAAAAGAUGCUUCAAAAUUUGUCCAGUCUGUACAUGCAACACAGCCAGGAGCCUGGCAGUCACGAGACAGUAGUCCCAACUGGUGACCGCCCUCUAGCUAGGCCAUGGAAUGCCGACUACAUCGAAGAUAAAGGCAAGGGUUUGGUGUUGCUGCUGCAUGGAAAGCCAGGUGUAGGUAAAACCUACACUGCUGAAUGCAUAGCGCACAGUAUCAAGCGCCCGCUGCUCUCGAUCACAUGUGCAGACAUUGGAGUAGCUGCAGUCGAAGUAGAGACUAAGCUGAGGCGCUGGUUCAAGAUUGCGAGGCGCUGGAACGCCGUCUUACUCAUUGAUGAGGCCGAUAUAUAUUUCGAGUCACGUCAAACACAGGACUUGGACAGGAACAACCUUGUCGCAGCGUUUUUGCGCGCCAUUGAGUACUACGAUGGGAUACUUUUCCUCACCACCAAUCGAAUUGGCACGUCUGAUGAGGCAGUCUGGUCUCGUAUCCAUACAACAAUCUACUACGACGACUUCGACAAUGAUCAACGGCAGCAAAUCUGGAAUACGUACUUCAAGAAACUUGAGAAAGAACGUCAAGACAUUAUCAUCUCAGAAUCAGCGAGGACAUACGUAGAAACGGCUCCAGUGCUGAAAGAAUCCAAAUGGAACGGGCGUGAGAUCAGAAACGCUUUCCAAAUUGCCGUGAACCUUGCGCAGGCAGAAGACGCGAGGGACGAAAAAGGUCGAUUCGUGGUUGAAAGGGACCAUAUCAAGGUUACCGCUGACUUGUUGAAAGACUUCAAGGAGUAUAUGCACACACUCCACAAGAAGUCAGCCAGUCAACGUGCCCAGAGAGAAGGACUUAGGUAUGAUGCAUAUAACCAUACAGGCGGACCACGAGAUGACUACUACUGA
Ascochyta rabiei is the source of this 2424-nucleotide messenger RNA. RefSeq lists its product as uncharacterized. NCBI's taxonomy places the organism in Eukaryota, Fungi, Ascomycota, Dothideomycetes, Pleosporales, Didymellaceae. The record is from RefSeq and is a predicted model, not a curated record. The coding region runs from base 1 to 2424 and encodes 807 amino acids. Gene Ontology annotation, molecular function: ATP binding; ATP hydrolysis activity. The transcript has 5 exons.